Erythranthe guttata (spotted monkey flower) is the source of this 671-nucleotide messenger RNA. Its product is annotated as cysteine protease XCP2. NCBI's taxonomy places the organism in Eukaryota, Viridiplantae, Streptophyta, Magnoliopsida, Lamiales, Phrymaceae. The record is from RefSeq and is a predicted model, not a curated record.
AACCCCAAAAUAGUCCUCCCUUGUUCAUUCAUCCAGCGAUCCAAGUCCAACAGAAGAGGCGGAAUCAGGGCGGAGCUGGAGUCGACGCCGGAUCUUCGAAGAAGUUAUCGGCUCUCUGUAUCAUGGCAGCCAAAUCAAUGGUUUCGCACUACAAGGAGGUGAAAAGCGUUUUCAAUAAAAAAAUGGAAUUGCAAACGAAUUUAUUCAAUCGUUGGGCCAAAAUGUUUGGCAAGGUUUACGUGUCUAAGCGCGAAGAAGCAUUGCGAAGAUGCAUUUUCGAGACUCAAUGCUCUUAUAUUCUAGAAGAGAAUGAAAAGGGGCUAGCAUACCGAGUUGGCUUGAACCAGUUUUCAGACCUCACAUAUGAUGAAUUCGUGAAGCAGUAUGCCGGUGGCUUCAGCUCCCGUCGGACCAAGUGGUCAGAAGAAGAAUAAUCAGCAAUUAUUAUCUAAUUUGUUUGUGUUUUGAAUUUGAAUAUAAUAUUCGGAAAGUUGUUUAGAACAAACUUUUUGUUUAGCUUUGACAUGUUUGUCACCUUAUUGACCAAGUUAUGACUUCAAAAUCGUUUAUUGCAUGAGCUUUAAUUCGAAUUCCUUUUCGUUUAUCUCGUGGGCUUAUCUACUGGAAUGUACUGCUUUAUGAGAACACAUUAGAGGUGCAUUGAUUUUGCA